Molecule: messenger RNA, 2996 nt
Organism: Portunus trituberculatus (swimming crab)
Lineage: Eukaryota; Metazoa; Arthropoda; Malacostraca; Decapoda; Portunidae
Product: protein spinster homolog 2-like
Biological process (GO): transmembrane transport
Cellular component (GO): membrane
Molecular function (GO): transmembrane transporter activity
Source: RefSeq, a predicted model, not a curated record
CAACACGUGGUUUGAGCAAGACGGGAAAGAAGGCGAGGAGGUCGUGGGGUCGUGGCUGACUCUCGCGCGUUGUAGUGACAGAUUGGCAGUGAGAGAGUGACUGUGCUAAGAUGAAGAGGGACGUUGCUGCCAAGUACUCUGCGUUGAGGAUGACGCCAAGCAGAGUCCUCCCGUGGGUGUACCUCGGGGUGAUGACCUACACGUACAUGGUGGGAGAGCUGAGCCACUUCCUCCUGGGCAUCGUGUCACGUCCCAUGAGCCAGGAGCUGCACUAUGGGGACCUGGCAUGCCUACCCAACCCCGAGGCGGCCACACAGUCUAACUCCUGCCGCGACAUUCACAACGAGACACAAUGCAGUACCUUUCUGGAGGAGGGCAGCAUAGACAGCGCCGGCAACAUUACCACCUGUGUAUGGGACUACUCGGGGUUGGGUCUUCAGUACCAGGUGUUGGCCGGUCCUGCCUUCGUGGCCGUCUUCACCACCUCAGGAGUGCUCAUUGGUGCUAUCGCGGACAGGUUCAACAGGAAGGUUGUGGUGACGAUAUGCUGCGGCGUGCUUACCUUUGCCACGGGGAUGACAGGGGCAGCCAUGAACUACUGGCAGCUGGUGAUUCUACGCAUGCUCAUGGGCGCUGGGGAGUCCUCCUUCACCCCGGUCUGCAGCAGCAUGAUAUCGGACCUGUUUCCCGAGUCCAUCCGUGCCUUGGCCCUCGGAGUCUUCAACUGGGGCAUCUACCUCGGCUACGGUCUAUCUUACGCUGUGGGGAACUUUGUGACGGCAGCUGACAUCGGUGGUCUGGGGUGGCGGUGGUCGUACAUCUUCACGGGCAUGGGGGGUGUGGCCACCUUACUACUGCUAGUGGUCGUGAGGGAGCCGCCGCGGGGAGCUCAGAGCGAAGCCGGGACGAGCAAGAACGAGGAGGAGAAGGAGACUAAUUUUACAGAAGAUCCGCGUGCCACUGGAGAGACUGUGGGCGUGUCCUCUGAGGUGCUUGUCGAUGAGUCCACCAAGAGCAGCCUGAAGGACGUGGUGAAGUCACUAGCCAAACCUUCAGUGUUGUGUCUGGCCUUCGCUGCGUGCUUGAGACACACAGCUGGGUUCUCGUGGGCGUACAACACACAGCUGUACUUCCUCACCUACUACCCUGAUUUCAACUUGGGGCUGUGGGUGACCGGCUGCUCCAUCAUCGGCGGCUCCCUGGGCGUGGCUGUUGGGGGCUUCGUGUCUGACCGUUUGGUGAAGAGACUUGGGCUCCGGGCUCGUCUUUAUGUCUUAGCUGGCAGUCAGUUCUUGGCCACGCCCUUCGCUGCUGGCGUGCUGUUCUUCCCCCCACCAGGAGCCUUCUUCUGCCUCCUCGCAGCGUAUAUAUUUGCUGAGAUGUGGUUCGUGCUCUUCGCCGUGCUGCUGGAGUUGGUGUCAGGCUCCGUCCAAUCCACUGCCCUCGCCGUCUUCCUCUUCGUCAUGAACAACGUCGGUGGAAAUCUGCCCGUGGUGGUCGACCCUCUCACUGACCUAGUCUCCUACCGAGGCGCCCUCAUGAUCAUGUACCCCGGAGGAUAUCUGGCCAGUUCCGUUGUCUUUCUCCUGACGAGCUUCCUGCUGUGAGGGGAGGUGAGGAGCGUGCUGGUGAUGAGGGAAGGCGGAAGGAAGGAGUAGCACUGUUGACCCUGAAGACCCUGAGGGCAGAGACACGCACUAGGGAACAAAGUCACUGGCAUGGGUAAAUCUAUUGUAUUAGAGAUAGACUUGGGGUUGUGUGGCAGACUCCCUUCUGCUGCGGAGAGAGGAAUGUAAAGGUGGGGAGUGUACAGUAUUGAAAAGAGUUGAGGUUAAAAUCUUCCGUUAUAGCAAGGCUGUGAUAACUAGAGUCUAGACUUCAGAGGAAACCAACUGUGUGUGUGUGUGUGUGUGUGUGUGUGUGUGUGUGUGUGUGUGUGUGUGUGUGUGUGUGUGUGUGUGUGUGUGUGUGUGUGUGACAAUUUAUGAAUUCACUGUCCUAAGUACAAUCUGAUUAUAUCUAAUGUUACAUACGUACGCACAUCAUGAUAUGGGAAGUCGACAUAGGAAGUCUCAAUGGUCGUGUUGGUGGACUGGGAUGAUCAAAAUAACAUGUCUGGAUACAGGAAACAUAAUGUAUGUAUGUACAUAUAUACAUACAAAUUUUAACAUACUCACCAAAGUAAGAUAAAGAAAAAGUUACAGAAAGCUGAUAUAUUUUUCUAUUUGUUAUUUUAUGCAGAUGGAAUUAUUAAACAUUCAUAUUUUAGUCUUUUACGUGGUUUGUAAAUAAGAAAAAUAACGUUAUAUUUGUAUACGUUAAUAGUUCAUUUUACUUCAUCGUGAACUGGGCAGGGAAUUGUUUGCCUGACUCAUGACACAAUACCGUGUUGCGACAAUGGCUGUGCUGUGUGAACGACACUGAAGGGUUAGCCUGAUUCUCCCUCGUGUGAAAUGCUGCCGCCACUAAGGCUGUGGCUGUGGCAAGGAAAGAGACAUUAACCAUUGCAAAACAAGUACUUAUAUGUAUAUAUUUGACAUUUUAUAUAUUUUGUGAUUUAGAUAACUUAUGUCAGUUACUAUUUUAAGUGUUGUAUCUUUCUUAAUAUUUGUCUUUUAUGCAUAGGUUUAAUACACUGUUCCGAAAAGAUUCCCAACACUCCCAGAAAGAUGCUUGGAAGAUUUAACCACAUGAUUACAAAGCUGAUUUUAAAAAAUAACGAAUGUACUUCUUCCAAUCCAUGUAUUCAUUAAUUUCAUGUCGAUUGCACAAGAGAUAACGUGGUAGCCUGCUCACGCUGAAGCCACAUUGCACGCUGGAGUCUGUCCUGAAACAAUAUCUUGCGAUUCAUUAGCGUUAAACUGUAAUCUGUUAGCUUUUUAUGAAGAAUAACAAGUGUGUGUGUGUGUGUGUGUGUGUGUGUGUGUGUGUGUGUAUGUUACAUCUAGGUGAUCUACAUGAGAAUAUAACAAAUAAAAUAACGUUUAUUAUAUGAA